AGAUAGAUAGAUAUAUAUAUAUAUAUGUAUAUGUAUAAGAAUAGACUGAGGUGCCGCCAUCCAUUUUGCUCCAACACUGACAAUUGCGUUUUGGGUUUUUUAAAAAUUACCGUCCACGUGAUUUGUCGUGACUGACCUGACCAUCUCUCUCUCUCUCUCUCUCGCUCUCUCUCUCUCUCUCUCUCUCUCUCUCUGUCUCUCUCUCUCUCUCCUUGUCCUCUCGCGACGCAGUCGCCCGUCCCAGCACUGCACCAACAAGCCAUUAAAUAUAGGCCUAUAUAUUUCCUAUUUUUCCGUAGUAUUUGACUUAUUUUUGGGACAGAUGACGACAUCUUUUCAGUUGUUCUUUAUUUUGAUAUAAAGGAGUUUUUGUUUUUGUUUGUUUGUUCUUAAAAAAAAAAAAAAGGGUGGACAAUGGACGUGCGAGCCAAGAAAAUCGGCUGAGGAUUUUCUUGGCGUGUGUGUCGGUUUUGGGACUCGAGGACAACAGGCAUGACUUUGCAGCAUCCGCAGCACUGAACCAAAAUUCCCCCCAAAAAAAAAGAGAAACGAAAGGAGGCGAAUACUUCGGCAUCUUGCGCUCUUUUUUCCCCUCGACCGCGAGGCCCUCCCGUUUUCUGGAUUCAAUCUUUGGAGCAGAAAAGAUGGCUCACCUGAUCCGCCACAAGCUGACCAACAAGCUGACCAACGCGGCCCACGCGGUCUCCAACAAGUCCCAGGCCAAGGUCAGCGGCGUGUUCGCCCGCCUCGGCUUCCAGGCCGCCACGGACGAGGAGGGCGUGGGAUUCGCCGAGUGCGACGACCUGGACUACGACUACAGGCGAGGCAUGCAGAUGGACGUCCUGCAGACGGGCGGAGAGGGCGGAGAGGGCGGAGAGGGCGGAGAGGACGGCCCGGAGGACGGGGACAGCCACUACCAGAGGGACGGCACCGGCACCGGGCCCCAGGCCCUCAAGACCGCGGGGUCGCAGGAUGAGGACAAGCCCAAGAUCACGUCGUGGGAGGCUGGAUGGAACGUCACCAACGCCAUCCAGGGCAUGUUCGUCCUCGGCCUGCCCUACGCCAUCCUGCACGGCGGCUACCUGGGCCUCUUCCUGAUCAUCUUCGCCGCGGUGGUGUGCUGCUACACGGGCAAGAUCCUCAUCGCGUGCCUCUACGAGGAGAACGAGGACGGCGUCAAGGUGCGCGUGCGCGACUCCUACGUGGACGUGGCCAACGCGUGCUGCGCGCCCCGCUUCCCCGCGCUGGGCGGCCACGUGGUCAACGUGGCGCAGAUCAUCGAGCUGGUGAUGACGUGCAUCCUGUACGUGGUGGUGAGCGGCAACCUGAUGUACAACAGCUUCCCGGGGCUGCCCGUCUCGCAGAAGGCGUGGUCGGUGGUGGCCACCGCCGCCUUGCUGCCCUGCGCCUUCCUCAAGAACCUGAAGGCCGUGUCCAAGUUCAGCCUGCUGUGCACGCUGGCCCACUUCGUCAUCAACGUGCUGGUGAUCGCCUACUGCCUGUCGCGGGCUCGGGAGUGGGCGUGGGAGAAGGUCAAGUUCUACAUCGACGUCAAGAAGUUCCCCAUCUCCAUCGGCAUCAUCGUGUUCAGCUACACCUCGCAGAUCUUCCUGCCGUCCCUGGAGGGCAACAUGCAGAAUCCCGGCGAGUUCCGCUGCAUGAUGGACUGGACCCACAUCGCCGCCUGCGUCCUCAAGGGCCUCUUCGCCCUGGUGGCCUACCUGACGUGGGCCGACACCACCAAGGAGGUCAUCACGGAUAACCUGCCCAGCGCCAUCCGCGCGGUGGUCAACCUCUUCCUGGUGGCCAAGGCGCUGCUGUCCUAUCCGCUGCCUUUCUUCGCCGCCGUCGAGGUCCUGGAGAAGUCGCUGUUCCGAGACGGCGGGCGGGCCUCGUUCCCCGACUGCUACGGGCCGGGCGGCCAGUUGAAAUCGUGGGGCCUGGGGCUGCGGGUGGCCCUGGUGGUCUUCACCCUGCUCAUGGCCGUCUUCGUCCCCCAUUUCGCCCUCCUCAUGGGUCUGACGGGCAGCCUGACGGGCGCCGGCCUGUGCUUCCUGCUGCCGAGCCUCUUCCACCUGAAGCUCCAGUGGAGGAACCUCCUGUGGCACCACGUCUUCUUCGACGUGGCCAUUUUCGUCAUCGGCGGCAUUUGCGCCAUAUCGGGCCUCAUCCACUCCAUCGAAGGGCUCGUAGAGGCGUUCAGGUACAAUAUCCAAGACUGAGAGCUUUUCGCCGACGACCUUUAACCCCCCGACGCCCCGCUCCACUCCCCGCUCUGCGGGUCACGACGACGAAGAAGCCCGCGAGGAGGAGCAUGUGUGUGAAAUCGUUUUUAAUUUUGCCUUUGUGAAAACGUGCAAUAAUAAACUCUACAAUCAUAGUAUCAAAUAGUCUCCGACGGUAACGUCGCGCAGAGGGGACGCGACCUCCUGAAGGGGGCGUGGCCAAAGAUGUCAAAGGGUGAAACACGGCUCAAAGCUCAAGUGUGCGCGUGGUGAUAUUUGGGCUGGGCUGGGAAAUACGUGGACGAAAGAACGGACUUUACGUUGUACGACAGGGGGCCUCGAUUUACGGCGGCGUUCUGUUCCCAAAUUGGGAUGCAAGGCGGCGGAAUUGCUAACCGGGGACGGAGCCGGGAAUUUUCAAAAUGAAAUUGUCGACCUGAGUUUGGGGGGGGGGGGGGGUGUUGCUCAAUAUCUUUAGAGUGGCCACGCCCACCCUUGCCACCCCCUGGCUCCGCCUCCUGUUGCUAACCUAUGCUAAAGCAUACCUGGAGUCACAAUUACAGUAAGUACUUUUAUGAAAGACACUUCUCGGCCAUAAAUAUGAAACAGGGAUGUCCAAACUAUGGCCCGGGGCAAUUUAUGGCCCGGCGUCCAUUUUGUAGGGGCCCGCGACAUCUACUAACAAUUUCAUUUUGACAGGGUACACAACCCUAUUUUAACACAGGGAUGGGGCUGGGGUUGGGGGGCAUCAUGAAAAGUGUGUGUGUGUGCGUUUGGGGGGGGGGGUUUGGGACACCCACCCACCCAUAACCGCUACUACGACUAAUAAUCCGUGCCCGUGCUGCGUGUCAAGGUCCAAAUUGUGAACAUAUCCCCAUUAUUACAUUCGUGAGCUUCAAGCUGCUCUAAAUCUUGCUCACUUUGGUUCUGAAUGCGAAGUAGCGGAUCGAGUCACGUUAAUCAACGUUUAACAUAAAGCUGUGAUGCAGCGGUUUUUCAAAAUACCCGCAAUAUAUAAUUGCUUGAUGGACGAGUGUUAGCAGGUUUCAUAAAUGAAAGUUUAUUAAAAGUUCCAUUUUUUGGUAAGCGUCCCCCAUACGAGAAACGUUGGACUCCCCGCACGUAAAACAAUCGAACGAAACAAAGUAUACUGUUGCGCUAACUACGUGUGUAUCGGAACCGGCGUAAAUGGAGGCCCUCCUGUUCUGCUGUUUAAGCUGCUAUAAGGAAAAGUCCGCACAAACACGUGUAUUUAAAAACAACUCGCUGUAUGAAAAUAAAUCUUCUCCCCCUUUGAUGACACAUGCAAGCGGAUAGAGAAGGCAGUCCUUGUCCUGCUGAUUCGCAAUCGUAAAACUAUGAAAGAGGUUUAACGUUUACGAUCGUCGGACCGACCGGUUUGCGAGCGGAUCGUGGAGGAAAACUGUCAGUUAACACAUCCCACACCACAAGAUGAUCACGCAGGAAAAUAUUUCAGAACCAUCCGAGAACAAAUUGAUCUAAAUUGGCCCGAUUAUCGGCACGUGUUUUUCCCCCUGAAAAAUUCGGUGUGACUCACUUGUUCGGGAGGGGUGAUCGACUUCAGGUGUUCCACCUUCUACUCCGUUUGUUUUUUUUUGGGGGGGUAAAAGAAACAACAACAAAAACCGGGCCAAGUUUGGAGAUAUGCGCUUUUCAUUGUUCAGUGACGAAAUACUCAACAAGCUCAACAAGUAUGUUGCAAAUCACCUGUACGCCUGCCAUUGCACACAAGCAAGCCCACUUCGCUGAGGAUAUCGCGUUAGUUUUGCUGACAUCGCACAAUCGCGAGGUAUCAUCUAUCUCUAUGCAAAUGAUAACCACUCAAUUCUGGAACAUCUCCAGCCUGGCCAGAGUUUGGCCUUUUUUUUCCCUUCCCCCCCCCUUGUGUGUGUGUUUUUAAUACCUGUAAUCGUGUGGACGUUGCCUCAAUCUAAAGUCACCUUUCCACUUUAAAGUCUAGCCCAGUUGGGUCCACCCGACCCCGUACUGUUUGGAACGAUAAAUCCCGAUCUGGAUUUGGUGUCCGCUUAGGGUUAGGGUGACGUCAGCUACCUACGAAGUGCGACAUCGCGAGCUCGCCAAGAAGAAGGCCACACAGUGAAAUGUCUUCGAGCAAUUGAAGCCAUCGCACAAUACGACGCAUCCACUUCUCAUCCUUUUAGUAGCAUUCCACUGUGGCAUGCUGCGCCAUCUAUUUGGGUACCCUUUAACAACUUUGGGCAAUAGUCACACUCCAAACAAUGAACUGAACCGUGUGGUAGGAACGGGCAGGCACCCUUCGGUCGAGGUGCUGCGCUUUAAAAAACAAAACAAAAAAAAACCCCCAUGAAUAUCUUCGGUGUAGUUGUUUGUUGAUAAUACUUUUGUCAGUUUGUUUGGUGCUUUUGUUUUUCCACCUCAGUAGAGCUCGUGGGUUUGUUCGUUUUUCCUCGCUGUUGCCAAUGUUAUGCUGGAUGGAGUGAAUUUUGACGUGCAAGCAAAUGGCUCCUUCUCGUGUCGUACGCAAAAAAAAGUGUUUGUCGGACGAUAUUCUCUCCCUGUUGAACCUGUCAAUUGUGAUUAAAUGGAACUAAUCAUGGUGUGUGAGACAAAGACUAUUUGUUGAAUCAAGCGAUAAAUAAAUGGAAUAUUUUAUGGCU
Messenger RNA from Phyllopteryx taeniolatus (common seadragon), 4885 nucleotides. RefSeq names its product vesicular inhibitory amino acid transporter-like. NCBI's taxonomy places the organism in Eukaryota, Metazoa, Chordata, Actinopteri, Syngnathiformes, Syngnathidae. Gene Ontology annotation, cellular component: vacuolar membrane. The transcript is spliced from 2 exons. The record is from RefSeq and is a predicted model, not a curated record. Gene Ontology annotation, biological process: amino acid transmembrane transport. Gene Ontology annotation, molecular function: amino acid transmembrane transporter activity. Bases 645 to 2222 code for a protein of 525 amino acids.